GUUGAUUUCAUUACUGAAGAACUAGAAAAAUCUUCUCAAAAAACUGUUUUAGAAAGAAUUAAUGAAGCUAGAGAUGAACUUUUACAAAAUAUUUUAAAUCGUAAUGAGGAAUUAACUAAGUUAAGAAAGCAAAGAGAUUACAAAAAAAGAAGUCGUAUUACUUGUCAAGAUAUAUUAGGUAGUAAAACUUUAGAAGCUGAUUUAGAGUUAGUAGAAUAUGGACUUUUUGGAGAUAUUAAAGUUUCAGAAAAUAUCAUUGAAAUACUGACUAUAGAUGAUAAUUAUGCUAAUAAUGUUCCAGUAGUUGUUACUAAGCCAAGUACUUUUGAAAUUGAUUCUUGUAAAAUAGGUACUGCUCAAGCUAAUAGUAAGACUUUAUUUGUUAUCCAUAUGAUUGAUACCAAAGCUUAUGAAAUGAUUGAGUAUAGCAAUAAGUUUAAUAAAGCAGAAAAAAUUUUAGUAUGUAGAAGCAUGAAGGAUAUUAUUCUUAUCUUACAUCUGAAAAUUCAUUCUUUAAUUUCAAUUUAUGGAUACAGCGAGGCUUUUAAUAUAAAAUAUUUAGAGUUAGAGAGCAAGUUUAAUAGAGUUAUUAUUAAACAUUUACCUAAUGAUUAUCAUAUAAUUAUAUUGGAUAAAAAUACUUAUAAAAUCAAGGAUACAAUCAAUUAUCUAAUGAAGGUUAGCAAGCAUUAUAAGGAGUAUACUAAAUUAAAAACAAAAAUUGGUGAUAAAGAAGAAAUUUUUGACAAUAAUUUAAUUGGAAUUGAAUUUUAUUUAGAAAAAUUAGUUUACAUCUUAGAUGCUAUUUUUUAUAAUAUUGAAUUGAAUAAAUAUUCAAUUGAUGUUGGUUAUUAUGCUACUAAAUGGAUUUGUAAAAAAUGUCAACAGGAAAAAACUCAUCUAGAUAAUUGUACUUAUUUAGUUAAUAAUUUACAAGGUGAGUCAGGUGAGAAUAAAAUAGUUGAAGGAGAAGCUAAAUUAGGCCAAUUUAAAAAUAAGAUGGAAGCUACUAAGCGGUUAACAAGUUUACAAAGUGAUUUAUUAAAUAAAAAAACCGUCUUUAUAGAUGUUGAGAGAAUGCAAAAAGUUACUAAGCAG
This is a messenger RNA of Racocetra fulgida, 1098 nucleotides long. The record is from the annotation of a GenBank genome assembly. Lineage: Eukaryota; Fungi; Glomeromycota; Glomeromycetes; Diversisporales; Gigasporaceae.